UCACGACAACCACUUAUUCCCGGAAACCACUAGCCGUCGGUCUACUUCCAUGUAGGAAGAUUGGGGUAAAGGAGCUGAGGGGAACCGAGGGGAGCCGAGGUGAUGACCUAUGAAGCCCAAGAUGGUUCACCGGUUCCGAGUGUCGGUGACGACUUCUUCUUCUUCUUCUUCGCGGUUCAUUGUUUCUCGCAGUUGAUAUUUGGAGAAAUCUCAGCUAUCCUUGCCUUUUCCAGAUUCUAUCCAGCCAUUAUAUACAGAAAUAACCACGUUUCAAUCAGUAUACAAACAUGAGCGCAGCUAUUCGUGUUGUGCCCAGUAGGGCAGCCAGAGCAGUCAACUUGCUCAAGACAGUUCAAUACACCCAUCCUCCAUCAUGUCCAUGCCACUCCAACCCAGGCUAUCACCAAAACCAGACCCGGUCAACCGUGUCCCGAUACAACGACAGGACCUCCCGGCGUAACUAUGCCACUCCUCAAGACACCUCCCAACUGAAGGAGUACGCCUUUGAAAUGGCUGCCUCCUCCAUCCGCUUUGGCCCUGGCGUCACGCAAGAAGUCGGCAUGGACAUUGCCAACCUCAACCCCACCGGCACCGUCGCCGUUAUCACCGACUCAACCGUCGAGAAGCUCGACGCCAUGCGCCAAGUCCGCGAGUCUCUCGACCGGGAAGGCAUCAAGUACAAGAUCUUUAAUAAAGUCAAAGUCGAACCAAAGGACUACUCCGUCAAGGAAGCCAUCUAUUGGGCCCGUACCACGGGCGACUACUCCGUCUACCUGGCCGUCGGCGGCGGCUCCGUCAUCGACACCGCCAAGCUUAUGAACCUAUACUCGGUCUACAAGGACGCCGACUUCAUGGACUUUGUCAAUGCCCCCUUAGGUAAGGGGCGUCCAGUGGACCGGAAACUCCACCCGCUUAUCGCCGUCCCAACUACGGCGGGCACAGGCAGUGAGACCACCGGCACGGCCAUUUUUGACUUGGUAGCCAAGAAAUCCAAGACGGGUAUCGCCCACCGCAACCUCAAGCCCUACCUGGGAAUAUGUGACCCACUGAACACGCGGACGAUGCCGAGUGCCGUGAAGGCUAGUUCGGGGUUGGAUGUACUUUGUCAUGCGCUGGAAAGUUACACGGCUAUUCCAUUCAACGAGCGGACGCCGAGACCAACGAACCCGAUUCUCAGACCGGCGUAUCAGGGCGCUAAUCCCAUUAGUGAUAUUUUCUCACUAAACGCGCUGAGGCAGACGGUCAAGUAUCUACCUAGGAGCGUAAAGGACCCGGAGGAUGUUGAGGCACAGACCGAGAUGUUGCUGGCGGCAACGCUGGCAGGUGUGGGAUUUGGUAAUGCUGGUGUGCAUUUGUGUCACGGCAUGUCCUACCCCAUCUCCUCCCAAAACAUUGCCUCCUACAAACACGCCGGCUACGACGUACCACACCCCAUCAUCCCACACGGUGUCUCCGUGGCCGUGACGGCGCCCGCGGUCUUCAAGUUUACAGCUGCUUCAAAUCCGGACAGACAUCUUGCUGCCGCCGAAGCCUUUGGGGUGGAUAUCUCCAACGUCAAGCGCGAGAGCGCUGGCGAGGUUUUGGCAGAAGCCAUCGCCAAGUUCCUGGCUGACUUGGGAGAUCAACCCGCUGGACUGAAGGCUUUGGGCUUCGGAAGGGAACAUGUCGAGCAGCUGGUCGAGGGAACGAUUCCCCAGGCAAGAGUGUUGAUGUUGGCCCCAGGACUGGCGAAGGAGUUGCAGGCAGAGAGGGAGCAGUUGGGACGGUUGUUUGAGGAUGCGUUGGAACAUUAAACAUGGGUGUCUGGUGAGGCAGAGGUGAUGCCUACAUCUAUGGAUAAUGGAGGCUGGUUUGGGUUGGGUUGAUAUAUCGGGGUUACGUUGUUAGGUUGAGGUAUGCUGGUAGAUGCAGACUGCAUGAAUCGAUGCAGAUAUCUGCAACAACGAUGAGUUGGGGAGAAAAGGGGGAUCUCGCUUGUCUGAGCCAACCUACCUACUUGUCUUUUCCUUCUUUUCACUUCCUCCUCCUCCUCUUCGUCUUCAUCGCAUCAUCCCCUCGACAGCAUUGCCCGUGAUCAAGUUCAAAUCAUGGACAGCACCUGAACGAUACAAGAGAUGAUCUUGAACGAACAACUCUUCUAAACUUCUUUCCUCCCUCCUAAACUCUUUGC
Neurospora crassa OR74A is the source of this 2170-nucleotide messenger RNA. RefSeq names its product NAD-dependent methanol dehydrogenase. Gene Ontology annotation, molecular function: alcohol dehydrogenase (NAD+) activity; metal ion binding. The coding region runs from base 288 to 1793 and encodes 501 amino acids. Gene Ontology annotation, cellular component: mitochondrion. The record is from RefSeq and is a predicted model, not a curated record. The transcript has 3 exons. NCBI's taxonomy places the organism in Eukaryota, Fungi, Ascomycota, Sordariomycetes, Sordariales, Sordariaceae.